AUGUCGCUGUUGGCUGUGAUUUCUAAAUAUGUAACAUGGAUAGUUAUAUGGAUUGACGGAUAUAUUAUAGGGUUUGAUUAUCAAAAGGAUAUAUGGGAACGAAGAGCACAAAUAGAUAUCUGUUUAAAAGACCUUGAUAAUUCUAAAGAUAUAAAGCAAGAAUUUUUAGAAGAAGUUAAAAAUCAACAUAAACAUGGGGGCAAUUCGGCAAUUGAGAUUUAUGGAAUAACCAAGAGCCCAAAAGACGGUAAAUACAUGAUGAUUAUGGAAUAUGCAAAGCAGGGAAGUCUCAGAAAAUUGUUAGAUAGCAAAUAUGAUGAAUUAAAUUGGGCUUCUAAAGUAGCUAACUUAUAUUAUAUAGCUAAAGAAACUGAAUUAAAUAAGCAAGUUGACAAAAACUUCUUAACAUAUGAUCAAGUUAAAUACCAGACACAUCCACAAGCUAUUUAUACAAGUCGAUCAUUGAAUCUUUCAAAACUCUCUAAACCAGUAAAUGCAGGUAACAAUAUUUAUUUUCUUAAAUUGGAUUUAAUUUAUAGUUUUAGUAUACUUAUUGAUGAAAUCUCCGAUG
Messenger RNA from Cetraspora pellucida, 571 nucleotides. The record is from the annotation of a GenBank genome assembly. NCBI's taxonomy places the organism in Eukaryota, Fungi, Glomeromycota, Glomeromycetes, Diversisporales, Gigasporaceae.